UGUAUUGAAAGAUCCAAUUAUUUUUAGGUGUUUGUUUUUCCCCCACUAUCUAGUCUAGAUAAUAUUUACGUUAAAAUGAUUAGUAAAGGCUAGCUACCCCUGUUGCCCCGAGUACUUCUCACUUGUCUUGCGACAGUCACUGUCAAGUCAGUAGCGUUGAAUGAAACUUGGGAUGACAGGAAACACUGCCAUAGCAUCAGUGGCAGCUAGUCUCUACAAUAGCAGUAACAGGAACUCUUUUACACAUGGGGAAAAUUUAACUCCCAAAGCAAACUGCAAUCUCUACACUUGGGGCAAGAUAUCUAAUGAUGAGACUCGUUUUUUUGGGUCUGGUGAAAAAUAUUCCCCUUCCACUGGCUUCUCUUCCAAUGCAGCUACACACAGUACAUCUCCUGGCUUCAUUUCCAGGGGAGGCUUCUCACCUCCCUUUUUUGGUGUGAAAGAUUCUCCCUAUGCUGUGCACCACAAAAACCAGUAUAUGAACACCUUGUCCCCUGAAAGUGAGUCAUCCAUCUAUCAGGGGAGUCACUUCAUGACCCCAAACCACAACACUGGAAACAUAAGCAGCACAACCACACCUGUGCCAGGUGUUCAGAGAUCCCCAUGCUAUUGUCAGAAGUCCCCGAAAAUGAUUCUGUGUAAAACCUGCGGUGAAACUUUCACUGGUCGUGUCAGAGCAGUCUGCCCAGCUCAUCCAAAAAAAAUUUUCCUGAUGGAUAUUGAAUGCUGCAUUGUAUGCCAGUCAGAAAACCUGAAAGAAUUAUGUGAUGCCUAGUAGUAGUUUCCUUAUAAUCUGAAGUGGAUAACAUUCAUUCUGAAGUGGAUAGCAUCCAAUGUUUUGUUGUUCUUACAUUUUGUUUACAAUCAUAUUUUUCUUCUUACUUUAUAUUAAUUUAUUUAUUUAUUUAAGUACUCCAUUGAACUGCAUAUUUUAGUUUCAAAUAUUGUUACACUUAUAAUGUAAACAUACUUUUGAAAAGAAUUUUGAAACAGUAUUAAAACUUGUUACAAAUCA
Biomphalaria glabrata is the source of this 1015-nucleotide messenger RNA. RefSeq lists its product as uncharacterized. Lineage: Eukaryota; Metazoa; Mollusca; Gastropoda; Planorbidae. The record is from RefSeq and is a predicted model, not a curated record. The coding region runs from base 161 to 775 and encodes 204 amino acids. The transcript is spliced from 3 exons.